GGAGGAGAGAGACACACACACACACACACAGACAAUGCACCUGUUAGCAUACACCUGAUUCUCAGACUGCAGAGCGGUGAGGGAAAGUGCUGGAGGGGCUGAGAAAGAAAGAAAGAAAGAAAGAAAGAAAGAAAUUUGAGAUUUUGAAACAAACAAACAGAAAAGCAUGUUGGUGAAUGAUUUUUUUUUCAGUUUGCAGUCAGUGAUAUCCAGAGUAUGACUUUGCAUAGCUAACCCUGCUGAUUAUACACGCUCAGCCCGGGUGCAGUGGCUCACUUAGCAAAGGAUUAAAGGUAUCCUUCAGAGGGAACUUGUACAAACAGGACACGUCACGCAUCGUCAUGGCCGACUCGUCAUCCUCGCAGAGUUGGUGGAAGCUGACCUUCCUUCGCAAGAAGAAGUCAGAGCCCAAAGUUCUGUACGAAAUCCCGGCGGAGUACGGCAGUAACCACGGCAACAUGGACGCCAGCAGCAGUGCCGACGACAGCCAGUUCAAUGCGCGGCUGGAGAAGAUUGUGGACAAGUCCGCUACCAAGGGCCGGCACAUGAAGGUGUCGCAUUCCGGUCGCUUCAAAGAGAAGAAAAGGGUCCGCGCUACCUUGGCUGAAAACCCCAGUCUCUUCACUGAAAACACGAACAGUGAAAACCACAACGAGUAGCAACGCGCACACACAUACCCGCAACAGCACCGACACAGCCUGGGCAGGAGACCGCGGUGCUUAUAGAUGCUGAGGAUCAAGAGGUGUCUCGGUUUCACGUUAAUUAUGGAGGUCUGGGUUGGGUUAGGUCACAUCUGAAAUUUCUCUUACUGGACGCACAAAAAACAGGGCAUAGCAAUUACCCGUUAGCAAAAUGAUCUUCACUGUCAGUGGCUUUGCAGAAAUGGGCAAUGGGCAGCGAAUAGUAAAAAUGUGGAUAUUUGGUCAAAACAGUGCUGGUAAGCUAUUGCAUUGCUCCAGCCACAAGUGUGCUCCUGCGUUACUACAGCCGGACCGCACAGUGCAAUCUAUCCCAUUGUGCGGCAUGCCUAUGGCACAGUCCUUGCUUGGCUUUCUUUGGGUUAUUCAACUGCAGGGCUAUAAUGGUAUUAUAUAUAUAUAUAUAUAUAUAUAUAUAUAUAUAUAUAUAUAUAUAUAUAUAUAAUAUUGUGUGUGUGUGUGUGUGUGUGUUUUUGUGCAGCAAAAUGAAUUGUAACCUUUUUUUUCAGCUUGCACACCAAACACCUGAAAUCCAGGGACCCCAGUAUUUAUUUUUGAAUAAUUAAAAUAUAUGUAAAAUAACUCCAAGCUUAACAACUCUGUUUAACGCUAGAGCCAGGCAACAUCACACGCCUGUCCUCUACAGACUAACAUUUUUUUUAAUUAAGAAAAGGUUACCAAAGGGACUGGUUGCAUCAUUUUUUUUAUUUUUUUUUAAAGACGGCUCCUAUGUUUUAUCGACUCCUUGAAGGGGAUGACUUGAAUUCGCCUCUAAGUAUACUUUAUCUAAUACACCCCACGCUGUCCCAU
Messenger RNA from Acipenser ruthenus (sterlet), 1508 nucleotides. RefSeq names its product proline-rich protein 15-like protein A. The coding region runs from base 342 to 659 and encodes 105 amino acids. NCBI's taxonomy places the organism in Eukaryota, Metazoa, Chordata, Actinopteri, Acipenseriformes, Acipenseridae. The record is from RefSeq and is a predicted model, not a curated record. The transcript is spliced from 2 exons.